UGAACCAUAUUCUACCUCGUUUCCGAAUUCGCCUCUUCACCAAAAUGGCGUCCUUCGACGAAGAGCUGAGGAAGGCAUUCCAAGAAUUACAAGCCAAAGUUAUAACAACAACAGCUCAAGUAAAAGUAGCUGAAGCGCAGAUUAUCCAACUGAAAAGAAGUAUUCAACAUGCCCAGCUAACAGAAUAUGAAGUGACGCAACUUCCAGAAGAAACCAAGGCUUAUGAGUCUGUUGGCAGAAUGUUUAUUUUGAGAUCAACAAAAGAAGUUAAAAGAAACUUGGAAAACCGAGUAAAACAUGCUGAAGAUAAGAUCAAAGGCAUAGAGGCAAACAAGGAAUACCUACAAAAAAGUGUUAAAGAACAGGAGAACAGCAUAAGAGAAAUGCUGCAGCAAAGAGUUUGAUUGCAAGGAUUGUGAGUAUGCCUCAACAAAGACAAUUGUUGAGGUGUCCUGUAUGAAGAUGUUGUUUGGAUAAACGUUUUGCAGUGAGCAAGAAGACAUCUACUUUAGAGAUAUCUUCAGCUGAUGUUCCAACCAACUGUUUACUGAUAACAAUGACAUGAAAUUGCAACAGAAGGAGAUUUGUGCAUUGAGAUUUGUCAAGAUGAGGGGUUCUGCAGUGCCAGAAAAAACUGUUCUACAUAAGUUUAUUGAUUCAAACAUUUCAGUCCAUAUGUAGGUUUGUUUUAACUUAUUUUGUAAAAUUUCCCUGCUGCAAAA
Rhopilema esculentum is the source of this 722-nucleotide messenger RNA. RefSeq names its product prefoldin subunit 1. The record is from RefSeq and is a predicted model, not a curated record. NCBI's taxonomy places the organism in Eukaryota, Metazoa, Cnidaria, Scyphozoa, Rhizostomeae, Rhizostomatidae. Gene Ontology annotation, molecular function: protein folding chaperone. Gene Ontology annotation, biological process: protein folding. Gene Ontology annotation, cellular component: prefoldin complex; cytoplasm.